AUGGCACCUCGGAUAUCAAAAGCAAUAUUGGUCAUAUCAGGUGCAUUAACUGGUAUUGCAGCUAUCGCAGCGUUUUCACAUUAUAGAUCUCGACAUGAUGUACCUAACAGUACCACAACAACAACAGAAGCAAUAAAUAAUAGAUCGAGUCGACUUCGUCGUUCUCGAACCGUUCGUAGAAGAAGAAAUAGAUCAUCGCCUGUCAAUAAUGAAAAUGAGCCAUUGGCUUCACUUUCAGAAGUUGAAGAUGAUGCAGAUAAUAAAGUGCUAUCAUUAUUUAAAGAAUGGAGUGAAGAUGAUAAUCGUAAUCUACUUAAUCUGUUACAUGCUAUUUCAGAAAAUCAAUCUCGUAAAGAAGGAUUCAUUCAUCGUGGAAUUACUUGCAAUAAAUGUAACAUGUCACCUAUUCGCGGCGUUCGAUAUAAAUGCGCCAACUGUGUUGAUUUCGAUCUUUGUGAAAUGUGUGAAGGAGCGAAUAGCCACAUUAAUACACAUGUAUUUUUGAAAAUUAGAAUACCUAUUCCACCACUAGCCAAUCCACGAAGUGCACUAUUACCGACAUUUUAUCCUGGAAAGCAUCAUAACAAACCGCCUAUAUCAAUAGAGAAAUAUCGUGAAUUACAGCAUGCUUCACAUUUUGAUCAAGUAGAAUUGGAAGCACUAUAUGAACAAUUUAAAUCACUUUCAACAGUGGAUAGAGAUGAAGGGGGUAUAGAUCGAGAGACAUUUGAGCAAUGCUUAGGACCUUUAGGUUUAGAAAAGAAUCUAAUUACUGAAAGAAUCUUUACAUUUUUUGAUCAAGAUAAAGAUAAUGUUAUUAGUUUUUCAGAAUUUAUUGCAGGUCUAAGUGUUCUUUGUAAAGGAAAUCUAGAUGAGAAAAUCGAGUAUGCAUUUAAAGGAUAUGAUUUAGAUGAAGAUGGGUAUAUUUCAAGAGAUGAACUUUAUCGAAUGUAUAAAUCCUAUUUUUAUCUAUCAAUGGAACUUGUAAGAGAUGUUGUAAGCGCUAUGGAAGAUGAAAUGAUGGAUUCCUUUGAAUUUUCUGCUUCCCAACCUGUUAGUGCAGCAUUUAAUGUAGCCAUGCCUUCUACUACAACCUCUGAUAGAAAUCAAAGUGAUAAUAAUGACAGUGAUGAAGAAACAAAUAGUAACACUGCAUCCAUUAAUUAUCUAUCUGAAGCAGGACCAUCUAGUAGUUCUAGGAAAAAAAGAAAGAGACGUUAUCCGAUAAAAGAGGACCAUUUCCUAAGACAGUAUGCAAUAGAAGCUGAACAGGCACAGGCACUCUCAGAUGCUUCUAAAUCACAAGUGGAUGAUAUAGCCAAUCAUGUUUCACGUUCGGAUAGUCAACGAUUGUCAUUACCUAUUACUAAAGAGAAUGAUGAAAAGAAGCAAGAGAUACCUGGCAGGAAGGCUUGGGAAGAAAAAUUCCCUAUUAUGGAGACAAUGUCACAAGGAGCUAUUAAUGAAAUGGUAGACAAAACAUUUAAAAGCAUAAAAACUGAAAAGAAAGGAUAUAUAAAUUUUGAAGAGUUUAAAGAAUGUGUUCAAACAGACUCAAGUAUUGUGAGUUGGUUUGAAGCCUUAGGCACUGUAUUUUAG
Cokeromyces recurvatus is the source of this 1599-nucleotide messenger RNA. RefSeq lists its product as uncharacterized. Gene Ontology annotation, molecular function: zinc ion binding; calcium ion binding. NCBI's taxonomy places the organism in Eukaryota, Fungi, Mucoromycota, Mucoromycetes, Mucorales, Mucoraceae. Bases 1 to 1599 code for a protein of 532 amino acids. The record is from RefSeq and is a predicted model, not a curated record. The transcript has 5 exons.